AUGAAGUUUUUCAUAGAUGAUCUUCCGGUGCUGUUCCCGUAUCCGCGCAUUUACCCGGAGCAAUAUGCCUACAUGUGUGAUCUCAAGAAGACCCUCGAUGUCGGGGGUCACUGUGUGCUGGAGAUGCCCUCAGGCACAGGCAAAACGGUGUCCCUGCUUUCCUUGAUUGUUGCCUACCAGCAACAUUACCCCGAACACAGAAAGCUCAUCUAUUGCUCGCGAACCAUGUCCGAGAUCGAGAAGGCAUUGGCGGAGCUCAAGGCAUUGAUGAAACAUCGCACACAGGAGCUUGGAUUUGAAGAGGAGUUUCGCGCGCUGGGACUCACCAGUCGAAAGAACCUCUGUCUUCAUCCAUCGGUUAAACGAGAGAAAAGUGGUACUGUGGUCGACGCGAGGUGUCGGAGCUUGACAGCAGGCUUUGUCAAAGAAAAGAAAGAACGUGGUGAAGAAGUGGAUCUGUGCGUAUACCACGAGAAUCUCGAUCUUCUCGAGCCGCAUAAUCUUGUUCCCCCGGGAGUCUUCACCCUUGACGGUCUCCUUCGAUAUGGAGAGGAGCAUAAGCAGUGCCCCUAUUUUUCUGCUCGCCGAAUGAUGCCUUGGUGCAACGUCAUUAUCUACUCCUACCACUACCUCCUCGAUCCGAAAAUCGCUGAACGAGUGUCUCGAGAGCUAUCAAAAGACUGUAUCGUAGUUUUUGACGAAGCCCACAACAUUGAUAACGUCUGUAUCGAGUCCCUCAGUAUCGAUAUCAGCGAAGAUUCUCUCCGCAAAGCUACGAGAGGUGCAAGCAACCUGGAACGCAAGAUCGAAGAAAUGAAGAGCACGGAUGCGGAAAAGCUCCAGAACGAAUAUUCGAAACUAGUGGAGGGUUUGCAGCAAGCGGAACAAGCUCGAGAGGAAGAUCAGUUCAUCUCGAAUCCAGUUUUGCCGGAUGACCUAUUAAAAGAAGCAGUGCCUGGUAAUAUCCGCCGUGCUGAGCACUUUAUCUCGUUCUUGAAGAGAUUCAUCGAAUACCUCAAGACCCGAAUGAAAGUUACCCAUACUAUCUCGGAAACGCCACCUUCCUUCCUAACACACUUGAAAGACCUCACAUAUAUUGAACGCAAGCCUUUGAGAUUUUGUGCAGAGCGAUUGACAUCGCUUGUGCGGACUUUGGAGCUUAUGAACAUUGAAGACUACCAGCCUCUUCAAGAAGUCGCAACUUUUGCAACUCUUGUCGCAACCUAUGACAAAGGAUUUGUUCUUAUUCUUGAACCAUUUGAAUCCGAAGCAGCUACGGUACCAAAUCCCAUCCUCCACUUUACUUGCUUGGAUGCCGCCAUUGCUAUAAAACCAGUUUUGGACCGAUUCUAUUCCGUGGUCAUCACGUCCGGAACUUUGUCACCGCUGGAGAUGUACCCGAAGAUGCUAGGCUUCAAUGCCGUCAUGCAAGAGUCAUACAGCAUGACCCUAGCUCGCCGCUCUUUCUUGCCUAUGAUUGUCACCAGAGGAUCUGAUCAGGCACAAGUCUCGUCGUCCUUUGGUAUUCGCAAUGACCCAGGUGUAGUACGGAACUACGGCACUCUUCUCACGGAGUUUGCACGCAUCACGCCGGACGGCAUUGUGGUUUUCUUCCCCUCUUACCUUUACAUGGAAUCCAUUAUCAGCAUGUGGCAAGGUAUGGGUAUCCUGGACCAAAUCUGGAAUUAUAAAUUGAUUCUUGUUGAAACGCCCGACGCGCAAGAGUCCUCUCUUGCCCUUGAAACCUACCGCACAGCCUGCUGCAAUGGACGCGGUGCCAUCUUGCUCUGUGUCGCUCGAGGAAAGGUGUCCGAGGGAAUUGAUUUCGACCAUCACUAUGGUCGUGCUGUGUUGUGCAUUGGUGUGCCCUUCCAGUACACAGAAUCCCGCAUCUUGAAGGCGCGUCUGGAGUUCCUGCGAGAGAAUUAUCGCAUUAGAGAGAAUGACUUUCUAUCUUUCGAUGCCAUGCGACACGCCGCCCAGUGUUUAGGCCGUGUUCUUCGUGGUAAGGAUGACUAUGGAGUCAUGGUCCUAGCAGACCGCCGUUUCGAGCGUAAACGCCCUCAACUUCCAAAGUGGAUCAACCAGGCGAUGCUGGACAGUGAAACAAACCUCAGUACGGACAUGGCUGUCUCGAAUGCGAAAAACUUCCUACGCACUAUGGCACAGCCUUUCAAGGCCAGGGAUCAGGAAGGUAUUUCUACCUGGAGCUUGGCUGAUAUUGAGCGCCAUGAAGCCAAGCGCAAAACUGAGGAAGAGCGUAUCAUGCAGCAGCAGUUUGCGAACGGCCAUAACAUGGAUGGUGUUGUGAAAUCCACUGCGAUGGAGGUAGUCGUGGACGAGUUUGACGACGACAUUGAUGAAGAUCUCAUGAUGCUCGAUCCAUAG
Penicillium pulvis is the source of this 2388-nucleotide messenger RNA. Its product is annotated as TFIIH/NER complex ATP-dependent 5'-3' DNA helicase subunit RAD3. Gene Ontology annotation, molecular function: damaged DNA binding; DNA helicase activity; hydrolase activity, acting on acid anhydrides, in phosphorus-containing anhydrides. The record is from RefSeq and is a predicted model, not a curated record. Bases 1 to 2388 code for a protein of 795 amino acids. Gene Ontology annotation, biological process: nucleotide-excision repair; transcription by RNA polymerase II; positive regulation of mitotic recombination. Gene Ontology annotation, cellular component: nucleus. The transcript is spliced from 4 exons. Lineage: Eukaryota; Fungi; Ascomycota; Eurotiomycetes; Eurotiales; Aspergillaceae.